Molecule: messenger RNA, 1590 nt
Organism: Sugiyamaella lignohabitans
Lineage: Eukaryota; Fungi; Ascomycota; Dipodascomycetes; Dipodascales; Trichomonascaceae
Gene: CCA1
Product: Cca1p
Exons: 1
Coding region: 1-1590 (529 amino acids)
Biological process (GO): tRNA 3'-terminal CCA addition
Molecular function (GO): RNA binding; ATP:3'-cytidine-cytidine-tRNA adenylyltransferase activity
Source: RefSeq, a predicted model, not a curated record
AUGGCAACUACCAAUUCCGACACUGGUUCUCAUGCCAAUGCCAGUACUGGUGUAGGUCAUGACAACCAACCAUUACCAGUUAUCGCGCUUGAUCCUACUGAACAGAAGAUCAGAGAUCUGCUAGUGAAAUUCUCAAGUGUGUUUGAGAAAUCCGAGAAAAAUAAAAGAGAAGAUGGUGGUGCAGACUCUAAAGAACCUGUGGUGCUUCGGAUUACUGGUGGUUGGGUUAGAGAUAAACUACUAGGGAAAGCCUCUCAUGAUAUUGAUAUUGCUAUUAAUACCUCUACUGGACUUGUUUUUGCUGAAGCACUUAACGAAUAUAUUACUGAAAAUGCACAGGUCUUGGGACUUGAGGCUCGUUCAAUUCACAAGAUCGAAAAGAACCCAGAAAAGUCGAAACAUUUGGAAACUGCCACUACUAAAUUAUAUGAUUUAGACAUAGAUUUUGUCAACCUACGUGCUGAGGAGUAUGCUGGAGAUUCACGAAUUCCUACUGUUCGAUUCGGGACUCCUGAGGAAGAUGCAUAUAGACGAGAUGCGACACUCAAUGCGUUGUUUUAUAAUUUACAGGAGCAAAAAGUGGAAGACUUUACAGGACGAGGAUUACAAGAUCUUCGAGAUGGAAUCUUGCGAACUCCCUUACCAUCUUUUGUGACAUUUGAUGAAGAUCCAUUGCGUGUGUUGAGACUCAUUCGGUUUUCCAGCACCUUUGGGUUUGAGAUUGAAGAAUCCGCAACUCAGGCAAUGUCCGACCCUCGAAUAAGGUUGGCGCUUAUCCGCAAAAUCAGUCGUGAAAGAGUUGGUACCGAGGUGGGAAAAAUCCUUCGUAGCAGCAAUCCCGCAAAGGGUCUUAAUGAGAUUGCCGAACUGGGUCUUGAGGAUUCUAUUUUCUUACUCCUAGAUGCAUAUAAACCAAAAGGUUUUGAAGCACCACCAUCUCAAUUAAUACCAUGUGUAAAAGUUCUUGAUGAGCUUGUAAAGUCGACUCCUGAACAACUACACCCAGAACUCCGAAGUGCUAAUAUUCUCAACUCUCCAAGUCUAUGGCUAGCAUCAGCUCUGAACCACUGGGGAACAAUUCAAGCUAUAGAUGAAAAGAAAAAGCCAGCUUCCGCUGUCAGCUUGAUAAUCAGAGACGGACUCAAACUUCCCAAUAAUGAGGGUAAGCUUGUUUCGGACUUAUAUGCCCUAGAAACGGCCGUACAAGAGGCUGCCAGCAAUUUUGAGACAUUGUCUCGAAAGGAUCUUGGCGUACUGAUUAGAAAAUGUGACCAACAUUGGAGACUAUAUUUUGUGUUUGCCAUGAUCAAGCAGCUAAUGGCCGAAAACUCCAAUGCCAAUGAGAUCUUUGCUAACUACUCUAGCCUCAUUGACAAAGUGUAUGCCUUUGACGUAGCCGACGCCUGGGCCUUGAAGCCACUUGUCAAUGGCAAACAAAUUCAACAGGCCUUUGGUCUUCGAAAAGGUGGCCCUUAUCUUGCUGAAACACUCAACUCUCUGAUUGAAUAUCAGCUUGCCAAUCCAGGAGUUUCCGAGGCCGAAUGUCUUGACUACAUCAUGACAUUAAAAUGUAAAUAUGUAUCUGCAUAA